UGGCGUGAAUAUGGUGCACAAAAAUGCAUUGCGCAUGCGCAUAAUGUUUACGCCACCCACACACUUACACUACGCAUUAUAUACGCGGCGCGGGUGGAGUUGCAUCUGGCUGUCGGCGCUGUCGGUUGGUCUCGGAGAACCCCCUUGCAGUCUAGCCAAUCUCCCAGCUCGCCCCUGCAUUUCCAUUGCAGUACCAACAGUUUCCAAUUUACAGUGAGAUGUACGCUGCUCACCUGCCCGCCCCAUCGCUACUGCGAUCACUAGCAGACGCUCGGACGGCCCUGCUGCUGCUAAUGCUAUCGCUGCUGCCGUUUGCCGGUGUCUGCUCUACAGCGGCCGAGUCGGUGUGUUCAUUUGGUCGUCUCCCGUUCUCCUGCUACACUGGGUGCCCUCCUAUUAACUGUGACAGCAGCGUCGAGUCCUGCACGGGGGACUGUGUCUCUGGCUGCUUUUGUCCUCGUGAUCUUUUCCAACUGGGAUCACAGCUGUGUGUCGAAGAGCAACACUGCAUAGACAGCAGUGAAGUUGAUGACAUUCCAGCUGUGGACAAGUGCAGUGGAUACAGUGAUGACUGCAAUGAGUGUAUCUCCUCUGAUCCAGACUGCCAGUGGUGUCCCUACGAACCUGGAGAGAAGGCAGUGAAAGGCAGUCAUUGUCGACAGAGAGGAUUGAAUCCAGUGUGCCCUGAGGAGAUUAUUGACCCCGCCCCUCUCGUUACAGUCAUCAACGAUGUACGUGUAUAAUAUGUACAUCAUACAAUCGUUGCUGUUAAUAUCCGACAAUAUUUUUUCGUUCUCUGGUAGUACAUACAUACAGUAUUACCGCAUAUUCACCCAAUUUAGUGUAUGUUCACAAUGUACACAUGUACAGAAAGACUUUACAGACGACAUUCAAAUGAGACCUCAGAAACUGCGGCUAAAGCUGCGAGCAGGGAAGCCUCAGCAGUUCACACUAAACUUCAGACCGUCGCGCAACUUUCCUCUCGAUGUCUAUUUCCUCCUGGACGUGACGGGCUCCUUCUCUCAGAGGUUUAGAGAUACUGUCACACCCCUGGCCACUGAAUUAGUCUCAGCUCUUCAGACUAUAUCUGAGAGAUAUGCAGUUGCAUUUGGUGGGUUUGGCGACAAGAGGGCCAUACCAUAUGCCCUUCCCAACCAAGACCCUCGAGCCUACAUCACUAACAUCAAUUUCUUUGGUAAUCCUGAGCGAUGUGCCAACCAACUGAUAACCAACGUGGCUGACUGCAACCCAACCAUCAGUUUCAGACACACGACCGCUCUCUCUCCCCUUACCACCGACCAGCUACAGCAAGUGCUGGCUAACAUAUCAAUCCAUCCAAAUGUGGACUCACUCGAAGGAGGGAUGGAUGGUCUUGUGCAAGUCCUCACUUGCACUGAUCACCCAAUGGGCUUUGAAUGACAUUCAUGCACAUUGUCCAGUGUAACAACAGCGGCCUUCGGAUGUAUACAUGAACAAUUAUUUUGUCACCUUACUAAAUAUACAGACAAUAGGCUGGAGAAACCAGAGUCUGCGAAUGCUGCUGUACAUGAGCAACGCCAACUUUCACCUUGCCGGCGAUGGAAAGGU
Molecule: messenger RNA, 1587 nt
Organism: Geodia barretti
Lineage: Eukaryota; Metazoa; Porifera; Demospongiae; Tetractinellida; Geodiidae
Source: the annotation of a GenBank genome assembly